Messenger RNA from Alternaria arborescens, 3750 nucleotides. RefSeq lists its product as hypothetical. The transcript is spliced from 3 exons. NCBI's taxonomy places the organism in Eukaryota, Fungi, Ascomycota, Dothideomycetes, Pleosporales, Pleosporaceae. The coding region runs from base 1 to 3750 and encodes 1249 amino acids. The record is from RefSeq and is a predicted model, not a curated record.
AUGAUAAGCGGCACGGAGCUUACGCGGGGAUAUGGCAACGCCAUCACUCCCUGGAGGUUGCCUGAGCGUUCCGUCUCGUUUGGAAGUCCUAUCUCUGUCUUGAACACGUUUCUGAUAGCACCAUCCUCUUACCCUGGGUGCUCCAUUAUCUCCCUCUGCGAAAGUCGUCUGGCUAUUGAUGUAGCCACUGCCCCUUCACCUAGGCUAGCUCCGAGGAGCUGCUGGUGCCUUGGACAAGAUACCACAGAUCGAUACAACCGGCCAAGACCUUCAGCCCAAUCUUCUGACUUCAGCUCCAUUCGGACCACUCCCCAGUCUCGAACAUGGCUUGGUGGCGCCGUGACCCGACCUUCAGUCCCAUUCAACGUUACGCGCAACGCAUCCUACGGUCCCACGAGGCUGCUCUCCGUACCCGAUGCUUCUCUCCGUCCAUCUGGCAUGUCUAAUCUUGAGUGGCUGCAGCUACAGCAAUAUCAGCGAUGGCGAAAGAGGCUGAUGGACGACCCAUACCAGGCUAUCUUCGGUGCUAGCAACGAUAUGUUAAGUGGAAAGGGGUUCAAAGACUGGGAAUGGACCAGCAAAAGCUUUCCAAAGUGGUUGCUGAGAGAGCUGGACAUCCACGACACCACAUCGUCGCCUAAAAAUGAUAAAGAUGGCAAUCCCAACCCGAGAUAUCCGAGACGAGUUGAGGUCAAGAAUGAGAGUUCCCACGAGCACAAGGAACGAGCAUCUUACUUCCCACAACCAUCCUUCCGGGCAAGUCAACUGCUCCGUGAUGACGCGACUGGGGUUGAAUCUCCUUCAGACUUCAGGAGACCUCGAGAUCAGCCUCAUGUCAGGUCUUCCGGCCGCCUUCCAGAAGUGCCGAGCAAUCCCGAAGCAAGCGCGACCAACUCUGCAUAUCCUGCAAGUAUUUCACAGAGCUACGAUCUCCAGCAGCCUACGCCACCGAAAAGCACAGAAUUCUUCGGAGAGUACAUUACGAAGACGAAAUCCGAUGCGGCCUCAAAGAUCGAACAAUCUGCCAAGGUUACAUCGAAUACGGAAAAUUCCUCCAUGGAUCAAUUUCUGACGGAGACGCCUAGACACAAGGAUCCGUAUUUCGGUGGUGCAACUGAGAAUGGUACUUGGAGAGAAACUUCGCUACAAAGGAGAUCUUCAAAAGAUUUCGUAGCAAAGCCUGAGGUUUACACCGUGCCUCUGCAAAAAGCAGAAGACAAGCCCUCGGCACCGGAGUCAGCGACUGUGCAGAUUCAUGAGACACCCUCAGUGUCACCCACAAAAGAACACAUUACAUCCUUUCCUACAGAUUCGGGCCUUCCAAGCACGAGACGGCAUGUUCCUCAAGAACAACUUUCAACACAACAAGAGCCUGCCCCCCAAGGCACUACUUCAUCUUCCCGGUCUACGUCCAAGAUUUUGAGUCAACUGCCUGAAGAUGACUUGGACUUCUUGAGUGCAGAUCACAUACGUGCAAACAUGGCCGCGAGAAGGAGCAAAGUCCUCGGCGACGAGCUCAGAAAGGCCGAACGGGCCAAAUUAGAGAAGACUUUUGAGGAUACUCACAAGAAACACCAUGUCAUCGAUCCGAUGCUUGAGGCCAAGGUCAUCAACGAUCAAUUCGUCCGUCGAGUUGAAAGACAAAUGCAGCAGCCAGAGAAACCACUUGAGCCUCAGGAGAUUAACAAACCGCAAACAAGUACACCAAUUGGGAAAACACAUUCUGUGGAGACCGAAAGUCAAUUGGAGUCUAGUGUCGAGCGAAUGAAGUCAUGGCUUGAAGAAAGCGGCGCCAAGUUUUCCAGCUUCUUUUGGCAAGACCCUACUGAGGAGGCGGACGUGGUAAAAACACGGCAAUUCUUCGACAAGAUCUUGGCGCGUAUCCGCAAAGGCCGUACGACUAUGAAGCAAGUGAUUGAUGAUCUAGAGGCCGAAAUUCCAGCAUCUAAGCCUCUCUUGAAGCGCAUGAAAGCCGACGAGGAUCUACUGGACUCUGCUAUCAAUGCCCUUCGGCAGGGUCCAGGAACUGGCAAGAUGCAUUCCUUGACACCGAAGAAAGUCAGAGCUAUCCAAGAAUUGCGCCUUAAGUACCAGAGCACAGACAAUGAUCUUAUUAAGGCAUACGCACAGCUCGAGGAACUGGGCAAGUCGGAUGCGGCAAAGAACGUGUCUUCAGCUUUCAAACAGCGACUCAACAUUGCAUCAAAAAUCACCCAGAAAAAUGCUCACCUUACGCGUUGUUUGAUCUGGAGUCUACAGGGUCAUCUCGAGGAUGCGGAAAUUGCCCAGACUAUGCUACCAAACUACAAAGCUGUCGCAAACAGCUUGUUGACCCUUAGAGACACACAAUUGGCUUUAGCGCGAUUGCUAGAACGUGCCAUGCUCAUUUAUGGUGUAGCACCGCAUACGUGGGAAGACAUCAAAACCUCCAGUAAACAUCAGAAUGCGCAAGAUCCGCAGGAUCAUGGGCAGCCAGCCCAAGGUAAAGUACACACUGGUAUGACUGAGGUUGACAAAGCUCAGCUUCACGCUAAGGUAGCAGCUGAAGAACGUCUUGCCAACGAGGUUGAUGCACAGAAGUCCGCUAUGCGUGGGCUCUCAGACGAUGGAUACGCGCGCAUACCGAAGAUGGAACUGAAAAAGUCGUUUGAGGAGCGAGGAUCUCUUGCUCACAGCCUAUUCAGGCCUUUCGGACCCGUAUUGGAGAGCCUAGAGAAGGAGAUGCCGUCCAAAGUAGAUACAACCGAGGUCGAGGAGAAAGCGAUUCACCAACUCAACGACAAGACACCCGUUGAUGACACCCAAAAGGCAUAUGUGGAUACGCAUGGAUCAAUUGCUGUUGACCACGAGCAGACAGAGAUCCUGAUCAAGGAUAACAAGGCCGAGGAAGAUCAUGAAGUGAACAAGUUUGAUAUGCUGAAGGAUGAUCCUACAAUAGGCGAGACGUUGACCCAGGUGAACGAGCCAGACAGCUCGGAACUGGUGGCUGAGAAAGAGGUUACAUCAGUUGCUGCUCUAACCGAAACUGCUCAGGAUACCAUGACUGCUGCUCACACUCCAUCAUCUCCUGUAUCCGCUACCUUGGAUCUUAAGCCGGGCAAAGCGUCUGAUGAGACGUUUGUUGGGGUGUCGUCUCCGGUCACAUCACCUCGUUCAUCAGGGGCGGACUCACAGAUGCUUUACACGAUCCUUGUGCACGAUCCGGACACUGGCAAGCUUUCGCUCACCACCUCUACAUCGGUUGUAUCUCGUGACCUUCCUCCUGUGAUACCACUACACGAAGCGCUAUCGCAGCUCGAUCAGCCUGCGAAGUUCGUUCCACAUAUCAAAGACGGCCUCGAGAUUGUCACUGCGAAGAAGGAUAUGCUUAUACUGCGCGAUGCUCUCAACCCCACAUCGCCCACUAAGCCCUUCGCCACUGUGAACACCUCGAGCGCAAUGGAAGGCAACACUGACAAUACGGUGGAGAGAGGUAAUAUCAAUCCCAUAGAUGGGACGACCCGUCUCUCACCUACUGGCUACGUCGGACCAGAAGAGAGCCAAGAACAACUUGAGAAAGAGUUCACUGAGCGUAGGCAAGCUGCUGAGCGCGUUGUCAGCACAGAGGAAAGCAGUAACGAACAAGGACCAGCCCAACAGGAGACUAAAGGCAAGAGGAAAGGCCGCAAAGGAGCUGGUGUAGUUAAGACAGCCAUCUGGGCUGCCGCAGUAUGCUAUGUGGCCGGCGUACUUGGAGAAGUUGUUAGCUGA